AUGUCAGAGGGAGACGGUAAACCCCUCCAGGCUCUGGAAGCCAAGGCAGAGACGGUGACCCCCAGUGGCCAGGGACCUGCGUCCGUGUCCCCUCCUGUGUCGGGGCCCCCCGCCACCACCCCCACAGAGGAUGAGGAGGAGGAGGAGAGCGAAGACGAGUCCGAGAUCCUGGAGGAGAGCCCCUGCGGCCGCUGGCAGAAACGCAGAGAGGAGGUGAGACAAGAGAGACCAUUGGACUGUCAAUGAACAUUUUGCAACUGUGUUUGUGGAAGUACUGAACCAUGUCUCUGCCUCUGUUCUCUCCCCCAGGUGAACCAGCGGAACGUCCCAGGGAUAGAUGCUGCCUACCUGGCCAUGGACACAGAGGAGGGGGUGGAGGUGGUCUGGAACGAGGUCAUGUUCUCAGAGAGGAAGAACUUCAAGCUGCAGGAGGUACAGCAUGCCUGGCGGCAACACCAGCAGGAUGCUCAGUCUGAAAUCAGACCCUCAGUAUCCAUUUAUUGAUGCACGAUUUAAUCUGACCUCCAAUUCACACAGCUCACAGCUUCCUUUCUAAGUAGCUGAAUACAGGCAGCCCUGGCCUUAAAAUCAAAUCAAAUCAAGCUUUAUUUAUACAGCACAUUUCAGACAUGGAAUGCAACGCAAUGUGCUUUACAGGAAAAAACUAAUAAAAAAAAAAACUGCUUCAGACUUCCUGAGGACAUGUAUUCAGUGAUGAAAAAACCUGAGGUGUAGACAAAGAAAAAAAUCUGUUUGUUACAUUGUUCUGUAAUUUCCCUCACUCGCAUUCAGGCUUCUCUCUCAUGAUGCAAUCUGGCGUGGAGGAAGAGAGAGCAUUUGGUCCCCCCCCUUCUCUCCUUCUCUCUCGUGUCUAGUAGAGCUGUUAUCUUUGUACUACUACAGACCCUGUUUAGUUAAAUGUUUCCCAUGUCUAUCCACCUCUGUGAACAGGAGAAGGUGAAGUCUGUGUUUGACAACCUGAUUCAGCUGGAGCAUCUCAACAUCGUCAAGUUCCACAAGUACUGGGCUGACGUCAAUGACAUCAACCGCGCCAGGGUGAGUUCUGACUCUUCUACGAGAGGAAAAACCUUCAUGUUUGUAUCACAUUUGGCCUGGCCUGGUUGAUAUAUCAGGACUGAAUGCGAGUGAGGAGUGAGUGAAAUUACGGAACAAUGUAACAACAUAAUUUGAAUGAUUCUUCUUAACUGAUUUUUUUUCUUUGUCUACACCUCAGGUUAUUUUCAUCACUGAAUACAUGUCCUCAGGAAGUUUGAAGCAGUUUCUGAAGAAGACCAAGAAGAACCACAAGACUAUGAAUGAAAAGGUGCAGAUAUCAUAAUACAAUUGACCCUGCCCACCAAGUCACCUACAACAUAGUAGCACAUGCUUAGCAUAUAAGAAGACAUUCAUUAGUCUACAUGUAACAGAAAGUAUAUAAUUUGUUUGUUUGUUAUUUAGGCCUGGAAGAGAUGGUGCACCCAGAUCCUCUCAGCCCUCAGGUUAGUCUUUCUCUCACACAGACCAACUCUGUCAUAGCUGCAACACUAAUACCAGGACCCCAUAUUCAAUCAAAACGGGUAACCGGGUUCAUGCUCAGUAGGCACAAAACAGGGCUGAACGUUUUAAAACCGAGUGAAAUGGGGAGGUACUAAUACCCGAAGUUGUCCACAUGUAGUGCCCUACUGAACCUGACCCUGGUUUAUGAGGUAAGCCAAAAAAACACAGUGCUUUACUUCUCUGCUCUCUCUGAUGUGCCUCUGUAGUUACCUCCACUCCUGUGAGCCACCCAUCAUCCAUGGGAACCUGACCUGUGACACCAUCUUCAUCCAACACAACGGACUCAUCAAGAUAGGAUCAGGUAGGACUCUAGUCAUAAACACUGGUUUGUUACUGGCUAAGCAGCACCGUCCAGGCCAGCCCUGUAUGGGUUUAGCUUCCGGAUGUAACAUAUCUAUAACAGGUUAUAACAGAUUUAUAGACUGUCUAACCCGUGCCUAACCCAGUAUAUCUGUGUUUUUCUCCUUCAGUGGCUCCAGACACUAUCAACAACCACGUGAAAACCUGCAGAGAGGAGCAGAAAAAUCUGCACUUCUUCGCCCCCGAAUAUGGCGGUAAGAAGGACAUUUAUGGAUAGGUUGUGUGUUUGGUUAUUUGUAGGUUAUAAAGAAUACAUAAUAAUAAUAAUAAUAAUAUGCCAUUUAGCAGACGCUUUUAUCCAAAGCGACUUACAGUCGUGCAUGCAUAAAACAUUUUUUGUGUAUGGGUGGUCCCGGGGAUCGAACCCACUACCUUGGCGUUACAAGCGCCGUGCUCUACCAGCUGAGCUACAGAGGACCACAUAUAUUCGCAGGAAAUGAUAGACUAUUGAUUCACUCACACCAUUGUUUCCUAUCUUCCAUUCUCCCACCUGUAGCUGUUGCAGAUGUCACCACUGCAGUGGAUAUCUAUUCCUUUGGGAUGUGUGCCUUGGAGGUGAGAUGGGACACCUUAAAUCGACAUGUGAAAUUGGUGAUAUCUCUGUGCACCAGAAUAUGUGAUGUCAUCACUCCGCAUCAUUUUUAUGUUAUGGUGUUGCGACUUGUGUUGGGUGGGUGGUGGUGAUAUCAUUGUAUGUUGUGUAGAUGGCAGUAUUGGAGAUCCAGGGGAACGGAGAAUCUUCCUAUGUCUCUCAGGAGGCCAUCAACAAUGCCAUACAGUCACUGGAAGACCCACUGCAGAGGGUAGGAGAUUGUGUGUGUUGGCAUUCGUGUGUGUUUGCGUUUGUGUGUGUGUGUGUUUGUCUGUGUGCGUGCAUGUAUUAUAAGAUUUUCCCUGGAAAUGUGUGUGUGUGUGUACCCUGCAGGAGUUUAUCCAGACAUGUCUGGAGGCUGACCCGUUUAAGAGGCCUACAGCCAGAGAGCUGCUGUUCCACCAGGCUCUGUUUGAGGUGCCCCUGUUAAAGCUGCUAGCGGCACACUGCAUAGUCAGCCACCAGCGUGAGUCUUAUUGUACACACACACACUGCAUCAUCAGCCACCAGCGUGAGACUUAUUGUACACACACACACACACACUGCAUCAUCAGCCACCAGCGUGAGACUUAUUGUACACACACACACUGCAUCAUCAGCCACCAGCUUGAGUCUUAUUGUACACACACACACACACACACACACUGCAUCAUCAGCCACCAGCGUGAGACUUAUUGUACACACACACACACACACUGCAUCAUCAGCCACCAGCGUGAGACUUAUUGUACACACACACACACACACACACACACACACACACACACUGCAUCAUCAGCCACCAGCGUGAGACUUAUUGUACACACACACACACACACACACACACUGCAUCAUCAGCCACCAGCGUGAGUCUUAUUGUACACACACACACACACACACACACACACACACUGCAUCAUCAGCCACCAGCAUGAGACUUAUUGUACACACACACUGCAUCAUCAGCCACCAGCGUGAGACUUAUUGUACACACACACACACACACACACACACACACACACACACACACACUUCAUCAUCAGCCACCAGCGUGAGACUUAUUGUACACACACACACACACACACACACACACACACUUCAUCAUCAGCCACCAGCGUGAGACUUAUUGUACACACACACACACACACACACACUGCAUCAUCAGCCACCAGCGUGAGACUUAUUGUACACACACACACACACACACUGCAUCAUCAGCCACCAGCGUGAGACUUAUUGUACACACACACACACACACACACACACUGCAUCAUCAGCCACCAGCAUGAGACUUAUUGUACACACACACUGCAUCAUCAGCCACCAGCAUGAGACUUAUUGUACACACACACACACACACACACACACACACACACACACUUCAUCAUCAGCCACCAGCGUGAGACUUAUUGUACACACACACACACACACACACACACUGCAUCAUCAGCCACCAGCGUGAGACUUAUUGUACACACACACACACACACACACUGCAUCAUCAGCCACCAGCGUGAGACUUAUUGUACACACACACACACACACACACACACUGCAUCAUCAGCCACCAGCAUGAGACUUAUUGUACACACACACUGCAUCAUCAGCCACCAGCAUGAGACUUAUUGUACACACACACACACACACACACACACACACUUCAUCAUCAGCCACCAGCGUGAGACUUAUUGUACACACACACACACACACACACACACACACUGCAUCAUCAGCCACCAGCGUGAGACUUAUUGUACACACACACACACACACACUGCAUCAUCAGCCACCAGCGUGAGACUUAUUGUACACACACACACACACACACACACACUGCAUCAUCAGCCACCAGCUUGAGUCUUAUUGUACACACACACACACUGCAUCAUCAGCCACCAGCGUGAGUACCCCUACUAUCUUCUCCAUACCUCUCACAGAUAUGAUCCCUGAGAAUGCCUUAGAGGAGAUCACUAAGAACAUGGACCCCAACCUCAUCAUCGCUGAGAUAAAGGAGGGCGUGCAGCUCAAGUAAGAGAUGACAGUUUCUACAUCUUCAACUGAGUAAGCCACAGUUGGCUUUUGAUCUCAGGGUAUUUUCUUCAGAAACCUGUGCUGAUCCUGUUUAUUUUGUCAUCAGUCUGUCUCAGUUUCCUGCCUUGGAGCUGGAUAAGUUCCUGGAGGAUGUCCGGUAAGGAACUCCCCAUCAACUACUGACCAGGACCGGACAGAUGUCCAGCCUAUUAAGCCUUUUCACCACUAGAGGGCAUAGCUAACCCAGAGCGCUCAGAGCUCUACCACUACAGUACUAGACAAGUAUCUUGUAAUGCACUAUAGAAGUAUUUAGCUUAGACUGUUAUUCUGCUUUGCCUGUAUCUCAAAUAUUAGUGCUUGUAUCCAGCCCUUCCCCCACUCUUACUUUUAAUUGAAGUAUUACUAGAAUCUGUAUUUGAAAAAUCAGUGAGAAUACCUGCAAACUCAAGAUUUCCUCCCGGAGUUUUGAGUUUGCAAGGUUUUGAAGAAUCAGGGGUCUUCACUUCGGCCUUAAUUAAAUGUGUGUAAGAUUUGAACCUAACCCCCCCCCCCCCCCCAAAAAAAGAAAAUAAUAUAAAGUUGGUCACAAACAAAUAAAAUGUGUACUUUACCUGUCUAAUCAUGAAAUGUAAAGUAACCCCGCUGCCCUCUCUACCCAACAGGAAUGGCAUCUACCCCCUGACAGCAUUCGGCCUGCCCUCUCACCAGCAGCCCCAGCAGUCCCCUGUCAAGUCCCCCAUUGUCACCCCCUCUGUCAAAUCCCCCACCCCAGAACCUGCUGAACUAGAGACACGGAAGGUGAGGGGAGGGAGGGAGGGAGGGAGUGGGGAGAGUAUACAAAUCCAAUCAAUUAACUAAUAAUGGUAAUACAUUUUAUUUGUUGGACACCUUUCUGAACACCUAUCUACAUUUCUUACCUUCUGCAGGUUGUUCAGAUGCAGUGUAAUAUUGAGCCGGUGGAGGAGGGUGCAAAACAUCAUGUAAUUAGCAUUAAUGUCAUUAUUUUUAGAUCAGUGAAUACAAGUUAGAUGACAUGGACAAGUGUGUUCUAGUGGCCAGUCACUGAAUGUGUAACCGCUACAUCUCCUUUCCCUCCUCUUCCUCCCUCCACAGCUGACACUACUGUUGAAGCUGGAGGACAAACUCAACAGACACUUAAGCUGUGACUUGUUACCCAGUAAGAACAACAGAUAGAAACACACAGAACAGCCAAAAGAAAAGGAAGACUGCACACAUACUGAGAUCUAUGCUAUUGCCAACCCAGUGUGCUUUAUUAGACAACGCUUGGACCUUUAGGUCUUCUAUAAUAAUAACCUGACAAUCCACAGCCCCUGUACUGCUCCCAAGGGGGCCAAUAUGAUUAAGUCUUACUGGAUGGUCCCUCUCCUAACAGGCCAGACAGACCACAAGUCUCGAUCAAACUAUGUGUUGUUGACAGAUGUUUGGGUAAGAUAACAUAACCACACAGCAUUCCUUUAAACCAGUAAUGGGCAACUGGCAGCCCUCAGAUCAAUUUUAAAAAUAUAUAUAUAAUUUUAAAAAAUGUUGGGGGGGACUCAGUUGGGGUCUCAACUUACUGUUGUGAGUUAGAAUAGUAGAAUACACAAGGUGGAUGUGGGUACCAGAGCCGCAAGCAACUGCUGCCCCUCAUGAUGAGUUCAGAUUUAUUGUGGCCCCCACCCCCAUCAAAGUUGCCCAUUCCUGCAUUAAACAAUGUCAGAUUUCACAAUCCCAGCUCUUGUGUCGGACUCUUGUGUGUAUGUUGCCUGAAAAUGGCAGGACUUUGGACAUCCAAGCCUGUCUGAGUGUGUGUUUUGUCUUUAUGACUCCAGACACUGGCCUGCCCUAGUGUACUGUAACCCCAGCCUAAAUCACAUCAGUGGGGCUGCUCCUAUCGCAUGCACAGCUGCCACCAACAGACUGGACGUGCAUGCAUGUGCCGUGUAUGUGUGAAAAGUAGUGGGAGAGUCUAACGUGCAGAUAAGGUGGAAUGGGGAGUGUGUGGGGGGGGGAUGCAUGGAAGGCCAUAUUAGGUACAAACAGGAUAUUAUUGAACCCUGUAGGGAAUAGAGGUCUAAGUCAGGGAUAUACAUGGAACACAAGUCUUUCCAUGGCCAGGAGGGUGUGUCCAGACACACACAUGACAGGCGUGUUGAGAAUGUCAGGCGUGUGUGCAUGCUGCUGGCAGCUGUUCUCUGGGGAGUGCUGGGCCAAUGUGUGCAUAUACACACGCACACUCACAGAUUUGCCUGCACAUAUGCAAACACAUAUUCUUAUCUACGCUCACAAACACACACACAUGCAUAUUCCUUCCCAUACAUGUACCUCUUAUUGAGAAUUAUGCGUCUAUCAGUGAUGGUAAGAUUAUAACAGGAAGAGACUGGGCACUACGGUUUCUGUCUAAAGUCCAAUGUAACUCUCUGUUGUGGUUACUGUUGGUGUUACUAACACAGUUAAUUUUGCACUUAAAGGGAAACUUCACCGCUAGACACUUGGGAGGAAAUGUGUGCGUUUCCACUGACCCUGCUGUCUGUCCUGUUUCAGAUGAGAAUGUACAGGAACUGGCUGUUGAGCUGGUACAACUGGGCUUCAUCAGCGAGGUAAGGGUGUACUUGUGUGUGAGAGAGAGAGAGGAACAAGUGUGUGUACUGUCUAGGGGUUCUGUGGUAGAGAGGUGUGUGUGUGUACUGUCUAGGGGUUCUGUGGUAGAGAGGUGUGUGUGUGUACUGUCUAGGGGUUCUGUGGUAGAGAGGUGUGUGUGUGUACUGUCUAGGGGUUCUGUGGUAGAGAGGUGUGUGUUUUUUUAAUUAUUUUUAUUUUUAAUUUUUUUGGGUCAUUUAGCAGACGCUCUUAUCCAGAGCGACUUACAGGAGCAAUUAGGGUUAAGUGCCUUGCUCAAGGGCACAUCGACAGAUUUUUCACCUAGUCGGCUCAGGGAUUAGAACCAGCGACCUUUCGGUUACUGGCACAACGCUCUUAACCACUAAGCUACCUGUGUACUGUCUAGGGGUUCUGUGGUAGAGAGGUGUGUGUGUGUACUGUCUAGGGGUUCUGUGGUAGAGAGGUGUGUGUGUGUGUACUGUCUAGGGGUUCUGUGGUAGAGAGGUGUGUGUGUGUGUGUGUACUGUCUAGGGGUUCUGUGGUAGAGAGGUGUGUGUGUGUACUGUCUAGGGGUUCUGUGGUAGAGAGGUGUGUGUGUACUGUCUAGGGGUUCUGUGGUAGAGAGGUGUGUGUGUGUGUACUGUCUAGGGGUUCUGUGGUAGAGAGGUGUGUGUGUACUGUCUAGGGGUUCUGUGGUAGAGAGGUGUGUGUGUAUCAGGGUCUGUGAGAGUGUAAGUGUUGUAGCUGGCAUAGGAGAGGCAGUGAGAGUGGAUGAGUGUAUCUGUUCAUUAGAGGGUCACACUUUUAGCUCUGACUGACCCCUAUAAACACACACACACACACACACACACACACACACACACACGCAUGCCAGAUAGCAGCUCCUGCUCUCCACUCUAAUACAGAUAGGACUGUCUGUUUUUAGAUUCUCCCACUCUGUACCUACAGUGCCUUCAGAAAGUAUUCACAUCCCUUGACUUUUUCCACAUUUUAGUGUUACAGCCUGAAUUUAAAAUAUAUUACAUUGAGAUUGUGUGUCACUGGCCAACACACAAUACCCCAUAAUGUCAAAGUGGAAUUAUGUAUUUUUUUUAAAACAAAUUAAUUUAAUAAUACAAUUAUUAUUUAUUAUUAAUAAAAUUCUGAAAUGUCUUGAGUCAAUAAGUAUGUAACCCUUUUUGUUAUGGCAAGCCUAAAUAAGUUCAGGAUUAAAAAUGUACUUAAUAACUUGCAUGGACUCACUCUGUGUGCAAUACUAGUGUUUAACAGGAUUUUUGAACGACUACCUCAUCUCUGUACCCCACACAUACAAUUAUCUGUAAGGUCCCUCAGUCGAGCAAUGAAUUUCAAACACAGAUUCAACCACAAAGACCAGAGAUGUUUUCCAAUGCCUCGCAAAGAAGGGCACCUAUUGGUAGAUUGGUUUGAAAAAAACUGACAUUGAAUAUCCCUUUGAGCAUGGUGAAGUUAUUAAUUAUACUUUGGAUGGUGUAUAAAUACACUUAGUCACUACAAGGAUAUAGGCGGCCUUCCUAACUCAGUUGCCGGAGAGGAAGGAAACCGCUUAGGGAUUUCACCAUGAGGCCAAUGGUGACUUUAAAACAGUUACAGCAUUUAAUGUCUGUGAUAGGAGAAGGAUAGGAGGUCCUUCAGAAUGGCGCCGGAGAAGAUGGCUGCUGUUUUACAGCCCUCUAACCAAUUGUACUAUUAUGUGUGUUUUUCCACGUUAUUUGUAAUUUAUUUUGUACGUAAUGUUUCUGCCAUCGUCUCUUAUAACCAAAAAGAGCUUCUGGAUAUCAGGACAGCGAUUACUCACCUCGUAUUGGACGAAUAAUUUUUGUUCAACGAGGCGGCCGCGAAGGAUAUCCUACAGACACCCGACAAGGCCCAAAUCCCCGUCAUUCGCAUGAGGAAGAGACGGAGAUAUCGUGGACGUAGGUCGGGGUGCCUUGUAAGGAUCCGACGGCGAGCGAGUAAACUGCCUCUUCCAUCAAUCCUAUUAGCCAAUCUUCAAUCAUUGGAAAAUAAAUUGGAUGACCUAAGAUUACGGUUAUCCUACCAACGGGACAUUAAAAACUGUAAUAUCUUAUGUUUCACCGAGUCGUGGCUGAACGACGACAUGGAUAACAUACAGCUAGCAGGCUAUACGCUACAUCGGCAGGAUAGAACGGCUGACUCCGGUAAGACAAGGGGUGGCGGUCUGUGUAUAUUUGUAAACAACAGCUGGUGCACAAAAUCAAAUACUAAGUCUCGAGGUUUUGCUCGCCUGAGGUAGAGUAUCUUAUGAUAAGCUGUAGACCACACUAUUUGCCAAGAGAGUUUUCAUCUAUAUAUUUCAUAGCUGUCUAUUUACCACCACAAACCAAUGCUGGCAUUAAGAUUGCACUGAAUGAGCUGUAUAAGGCCAUAAGUCAACAGGAAAACGCUCAUCCAGAGGCAGCACUCCUAGUGGCCGGGGACUUUAAUGCAGGGAAACUUAAAUCCGUUCUACCUAAUUUCUACCAGCAUGUUAAAUGUGCAACCAGAGGAAAAAAAACUCUAGACCACCUUUACUCCACACACAGAGACACAUACAAAGUUCUCCCUUGCCCUCCAUUUGGCAAAUCUGACCAUAACUCUAUCCUCCUGAUUCCUGCUUAUAAGCAAAAACUAAAGCAGGAAGCACCAGUGACUAGGUUAAUUAAAAAAAGUGGUCAGAUGACGCAGAUGCUAAGCUACAGGACUGUUUUGCUAGCACAGACUGGAACAUGUUCUGGGAUUCUUCAGACAGCAUUGAGGAGUACACCACAUCAGUCACUGGCUUCAUCAAUAAGUGCAUCGAUGAUGUCGUCCCCACAGUGACCGUACGUACAUACCCCAACCAGAAGCCAUGGAUUACAGGAAACAUCCGCACUGAGCUAAAGGGUAGAGCUGCCGCUUUCAAGGAGCGGGACUCUAACCCGGACGCUUAUAAAAAAUCCCGCUAUGCCCUCCGACGAACCAUCAAACAGGCAAAGAGUCAAUACAGGACUAAGAUUGAAUCGUACUACACCGGCUCUGACACUCGUCGGAUGUGGCAGGGCUUGAAAACUAUUACAGACUACAAAGGGAAGCACAGCCGCGAGCUUCCCAGUGACACAAGCCUACCAGACGAGCUAAACCACUUCUAUGCUCGCUUCGAGGCAAGCAACACUGAAGCAUGCAUGAGAGCACCAGCUGUUCCGGAUUACUAUGUGAUCACGCUCUCCGUAGCCGAUGUGAGUAAGACUUUUAAGCAGGUCAACAUUCACAAGGCCGCAGGGCCAGAUGGAUUAUCAGGACGUGUACUCCGAGCAUGUGCUGACCAACUGGCAAGUGUCUUCACUGACAUUUUCAACAUGUCCCUGACUGAGUCUGUAAUACCAACAUGUUUCAAGCAGACCACCAUAGUCCCCGUGCCCAAGGACACUAAGAUAACCUGCCUAAAUGACUACCGACCCGUAGCACUGACGUCUGUAGCCAUGAAGUGCUUUGAAAGGCUGGUCAUGGCUCACAUCAACACCAUUAUCCCAGUAACCCUAGACCCACUCCAAUUUGCAUACCGCCCCAACAGAGCCACAGAUGAUGCAAUCUCUAUUGCACUCCACACUGCCCUUUCCUACCUGGACAAGAGGAACACCUACGUGAUAAUGCUAUUCAUUGACUACAGCUCAGCAUUCAACACCAUAAUGCCCUCAAAGCUCAACACUAAGCUAAGGAUCCUGGGACUAAACACCUCCCUCUGCAACUGGAUCCUAGACUUCCUGACGGGCCGCCCCCAGGUGGUAAGGGUAGGUAACAACACAUCUGCCACACUGAUCCUCAACAUGGGGGCCCCUCAGGGGUGCGUGCUCAGUCCCCUCCUGUACUCCCUGUUCACCCAUGACUGCAUGGCCAGGCACGACUCCAACACCAUCAUUAAGUUUGCCAACGACACAACAGUGGUAGGCCUGAUCACCGACAACGAUGAGACAGCCUAUAGGGAGGAGGUCAGAGACCUGGCCGUGUGGUGCCAGGAUAACAACCUCUCCCUCAACAUGACCAAGACAAAGGAGAUGAUUGUGGACUACAGGGAAAAAAAAGAGGACUGAGCACGCCCCCAUUCUCAUCGACGGGGCUGUAGUGGAACGGGUUGAGAGCUUCAAGUUCCUUGGUGUCCACAUCACCAACGAACUAUCAUGGUCCAAACACACCAAGACAGUCGUGAAGAGGGCACGACAAAGCCUAUUCCCCCUCAGGAGACUGAAAAGAUUCGGCAUGGGUCCUCAGAUCCUCAAAAAAUUCUACAGCUGCACCAUCGAGAGCAUCCUGACUGGUUGCAUCACCGCCUGGUAUGGCAACUGCUUGGCCUCCGACCGCAAGGCACAACAGAGGGUCGUGCGUACGGCCCAGUACAUCACUAGGGCCAAGCUUCCUGCCAUCCAGGACCUCUAUACCAGGCGGUCAGAGGAAGGCCCUCAAAAUUGUCAAAGAGUCCAGCCACCCUAGUCAUAGACUUUUCUCUCUGCUACCGCACGGCAAGCGGUACCGGAGUGCCAAGUCUAGGUCCAAAAGACUUCUCAACAGCUUCUACCCCCAAGCCAUAAGACUCCUGAACAGCCAAUCAUGGCUACCCGGACUAUUUGCACUGCCCCCCCACCCCAUCUUUUUACGCUGCUGCUACUCUGUUAAUUAUUUAUGCAUAGUCACUUUAACUUUACCCACAUGUACAUAUUACUUCAACUACCUCAACUAGCCGGUGCCCCCCGCACAUUGACUUGCACCGGUACCCCCCUGUAUAUAUAGCCUCCCUACUGUUAUUUUAUUUUACUUCUGCUCUUUUUUUCGCAACACUUUUUUGUUGUUUUAUUUUACUUUUUUAUAAAAAAUAAAUGCACUGUUGGUUAAGGGCUGUAAGUAAGCAUUUCACUGUAAUGUCUGCACCUGUUGUAUUCGGCGCAUGUGGCCAAUAAAAUUUGAUUUGAUUUGAGAACAAAGGAUUGAUCAACAACAUUGUAGUUACUCCACAAUACUAACCUAAAUGACAGAGUGAAAAGAAGGAAGCCUGUACAGAAGAAAAAUAUUCAAAAACAUGCAUCCUGUUUGCAAUAAGGCACUAAAGUAGUACUGCAAAAAAUGUGGCAAAGCAAUUAACUUUUUGUUUUGAAUACAAAGUGUUAUGUUUGGGGCAAAUGAACACAACACGUCACUGAGUACCACUCUUCAUAGUAUUUUCAAGCAUGGUGGUGGCUGCAUCAUGUUAUGGGUAUGCUUGUCAUCGGCAAGGACUAGGGAGUUUUUUGGGAUAAAAAUAAACGGAAUAGAGCUAAGCACAGGCAAUAUCCUAGAGGAAAACUUGGUUCAGUCUGCUUUCCAACAGACACUGGGAGACAAAUUCACCUUUCAGCAGGACAAUAACCUAAAACACAAGGCCAAAUAUACACUGGAGUUUCUUACUAAGACGACAGUGAAUGUUCCUGAGUGGCUUAGUUACAGUUUUGACUUAAAUCAGCUUGAAAAGCUAUGGCAAGACUUGAAAAUGGCUGUCUAGCAAUGAUCAACAACCAACUUGACAGAAUUUUUUAAAGAAUAAUGUGCAAAUAUUGUACAAUUCAGUUGUAGAAAGCUCUUAGGCUGUAGUCGCUGCCAAAGGUGAUUUGAUUCUAACAUGUAUUGACUCGGGUGUGAAUACUUAUGUAAAUUACAUAUUUCUGUAUUUCAUUUUCAACAAUUUGCAAAAAUGUCUAAACAUGUUUUCACUUUGUCAUUAUGGGGUAUUGUGUGUAGAUGGGUGAGAAAAAAAUAUUUAAUCAAUUUGGAAUUCAGGCUCUAACAACAAACUAGAAUAAGUCAAGGGUUAUGAAUACUUUCUGAAGGCGCUGUAUAUUUCUGAAGCGUGGCAUACAUAAUAUCUCCCACCCACAGCUCUUGAAUCUUCAAUGUGUGUUCCUGCUCCACAACAUGUGAAUUGAUUGAUUGAUUGUCCCUACAGGUGGACCAGAGCAGGAUGGCCACUGUGCUAGAAGAGGCCUUCACCAAGUUCUUCAGCAGGAACGGUUCCCUCAACCCUGUGACUGUGUCCUCAUAA
Molecule: messenger RNA, 13184 nt
Organism: Coregonus sp. 'balchen'
Lineage: Eukaryota; Metazoa; Chordata; Actinopteri; Salmoniformes; Salmonidae
Source: the annotation of a GenBank genome assembly